AUGAAGGAUUUUGAGGAAGUUUCAUAUUUACCUCAUAUAAAAUACAUUGACACAAUUGCAGAAGAAUUCAAAAAUCGAUUUAGUGACUUUAAAAAAAUCGAAAGCGACAUUUCACCACUAACAAUUUCUGCUGAGAAUGUAAGCAGAGCAGACCUUAAACUGGAAUUGUGUGAUUUGCAAUCAGAUCCUUUUUACCAAGGAAGAACUGAAAUCAAUGAUGGGAAGCACGAGUCUUUGCGAAAGCAGCUUUUCCAACAUGAAAUUUAUCAAGUCAAAAUUAGAGCUCAAGCGUUACAAAGAAGAUUAUUCAAAACCUUGGCUGAUGAAAUUGACUUGACAUACGGGAACUACUUUUUCACUCUGAAGUCCGAUGGUUAA
This is a messenger RNA of Acanthoscelides obtectus, 378 nucleotides long. The record is from the annotation of a GenBank genome assembly. NCBI's taxonomy places the organism in Eukaryota, Metazoa, Arthropoda, Insecta, Coleoptera, Chrysomelidae.